Messenger RNA from Columba livia (rock pigeon), 2539 nucleotides. It is a transcript of the gene ASB9, whose product is annotated as ankyrin repeat and SOCS box containing 9. The record is from RefSeq and is a predicted model, not a curated record. Gene Ontology annotation, biological process: positive regulation of protein catabolic process; protein ubiquitination. NCBI's taxonomy places the organism in Eukaryota, Metazoa, Chordata, Aves, Columbiformes, Columbidae. Gene Ontology annotation, molecular function: protein binding.
UCGCUGGGUUGCUGGCUGCCUCCCAGGGCAGCUGGGGAGCUGUUUUGUUAAAUCCCAACCCAGGUACUCGAGUUUCUGCAUGAAGUGCUGCCGACACCACGUCCCAGUCUGUUGCAAGGUCUGUUUGACUCGUGCGCAGAGUCUGCUUAACAGAUCACUCCCACUGCCGGGGGCUCACUGGGGACGAUGGAAUUUGAACUCCUGAGACUGACCAUGAAGUGAAAAAACAGAAAUUGGACAGACGGGGCUGAGAUGGAUGAUGAGGGAACGAAUCAAAAUGACGGCAAAUUGCAAGGAGCCGGAGGUCAGGCGCCUGCAACAUCUCUAUCAAACCCGCUGAUGAGGGACCUUGUUUCAGACUGGUCUCCUUUACACGAUGCCUCCAUCCAUGGGCGUCUGCUUACACUGAAGAAACUCAUCAAACAGGGGAGUGACGUGAAUCUUGUUACAGCAGACCAGGUGUCUCCUCUCCAUGAAGCCUGCCUAGGGGGUCAUGCUGCUUGUGCCAGUGUCCUGUUAAAACACGGUGCUCAGGUGAACGGAGUUACUGUUGAUUGGCACAGUCCGUUGUUCAGUGCUUGUGUCAGUGGCAGUGUGGCUUGCCUGAAUUUAUUGCUGCAGCAUGGAGCCAGCCUACACCCACCCUGCGACUUGGCAUCCCCCAUCCAUGAAGCUGCUAAGAGAGGUCAUGUGCAAUGUGUUGAAUUCCUCGCGUCUCAUGGGGUAAAUAUAGAUCACAACAUCAAGCAUCUGGGUACUCCACUUUAUGUAGCUUGUGAGAAUCAGCAGUUGAACUGUGCCAAGAAGCUACUUGAGUCAGGAGCAAAUGUGAACAGCGGCAAGGGCCUGGACUCCCCUCUGCAUGCGGCCGCCAGGAAUUGCAGUGCGGAGCUGGUGACACUGCUGAUCGACUUUGGAGCAGACAUUUGGGUGAAGAAUGCUGAAAGCAAGAGGCCAAUGGAGCUGGUUCCGCCUGGCAGCCCUAUGGGCCAACUAUUCUUGCAGAAAGAAGAAACACAUCCUGCUGCCACAAAACUAAGUGCUGUUAUGACCACUCUGUUCUCCCAGACAUUCCCCUGGGAAUAUCAGGUGCCUGAUACACACGGAAGUGAAGAUGCUGAAGCUCCAGGUCUUCUGCCCACCAUGCCACCCCCACAUCAGAGGGGCAGGAACAUGGACUUUGGUGAUUUUGGAGAUACUUUCCUUCCUGACUUCACUGUGAAGACAUCUGCAAGAGUGGGCUUGGUGUGCAAAAGUUGUGAUGACAUCAUUAACACCAGCAAUCAGAUAAGUGGAGUCCUCAUCUCGCAAGUGGAGAGACCAGCAGCUUCCAAAUACACAAACUUAUUUUUAUGUUUACUAGUGUGCCAUUGUGUGCAGUGCAAGCCUCCUUUCCUAUAUGGGAAGUUAAAGAGGAUGGAUCAAAUGCAACCUGGAUGCUCAUAUUUGAUGUAAAUAACAAUUCAAAUCCUCAGCUGGAGAACAUGACUGCUGGCUAUAUGUAUCCAGUGUGAUGGUUUGAAUAUUUUUGCACUGAUCCAACACAGCAAAAAUGAUGCUGCUGGUUUUGUGGGACACAAAAAUUGUACCCUAAUGGGACAAAAUUACAAACACAGUUAGAUCCAUAACUCUCUUGUGAUAGAGACACUUAGAAAUCUUCAGCCCAAUUCAUCACACAUAAUUUGAACCAUGUGAAAAUCACUGGCAGGUUUAAGAUAGUCAUCUAUAUUCUUUCCCUCCUGCUGGGGAAGAAAAUAGACACCUGUGUUCAUAGGCUGAAUAAAAGCAGGCACCUGGAAUAGGACAGGUGGAUCCUUCUAAAAUAAGUAUCUUGGCUAAGCUGAAUCUGGAUUGAAGAGGCAGGGAACAGAUAAUGAACCUAAUGCUUAAUUUUUAAGAUUAAAGUGUGAAGAAUCCCUGCAUUGGUGACACAUCUGAAAGAUGCAGAUCCAGCUUAUUACAUUUUAGAUGAUGAAAAACCAUUUUUUAUGUACUAGUUUUCUUAUUCACCUUUAAGUAUCUUAUUUUGUAACCUCAGCCAAUGGGUUUAUAGGAGUAAUGCUAAUACCAGGACAGAAUUGCUCUGGGAAGGUGGUGAAAGUGUUGCUUCCAGAUUGCUUUUCUUCUAGAAAUUUCAUAGUGUGACUCUGUUUACUUGAAUCCCCCUGAUCAAGUGUAAUUAGAAUGAAUUCUGUAUGCUCAGCUUGUAUCAUCAUUUGCUUAUUUAUUUUAAUAUAAAUUGUGAUCAACACUGGUGAAUUACAACUUUAUGCAUCAACACUUAUCCAGUUAUCAACUGUUAAAGUUGUACAAGAUGCACUCUGAAUAAGCUCAACCUGAAUAAGCUCAGCCUGAAUAAGCUCGUGAGGUUUGGAUCUUUUCUUAUAUUUGAAACCAUUGGAAAUGUAGUGCAGGACUUGAAAGAUUGUCAGGAAUGUAUUUUAUCAGAUUCCUUGAUAUUAUUUUGUUAGCUGUUUGAUAGCAGUCAAGCCACAAUUUUAUAGGAUAUUUGCUCAAAAAUAAAUGAUUUAUACUCUUA